AUGGAGGUUGGAGAGUUAGGAAAGGGAUCGUUUGGCAAGGUGUCCAAAGCCGUGGAUCUCGAUUCGGGAUGCUUCAUUCCUAUCGAGAAAAUCCCCGUACCCCCUAAAGUCAACUGUGCGGUGUCUAACGAAGAGAUCCAACUACGGCGUGAAGUGAAAAUUCUCUCCAGCAUUUCUCACCCGGGAAACUUAAGUCAUUUACUUGAGAAGUCUCCCAGCGUACAUACCAACGACAAGGUCCUUAUGCGGCUGGAGCAGGAGAUGCUCGAGGCACUGGAUUAUCUGGCCUUCCGAGGCUGGAUCCACCGGGACGUCGAGCUCGAAGGCCCUUCCCCCUUGUAUAGCGCAGGCACCUGCGCCCGCAGAGUCUGCACAGCAUAG
Molecule: messenger RNA, 381 nt
Organism: Rhinocladiella mackenziei CBS 650.93
Lineage: Eukaryota; Fungi; Ascomycota; Eurotiomycetes; Chaetothyriales; Herpotrichiellaceae
Exons: 2
Coding region: 1-381 (126 amino acids)
Source: RefSeq, a predicted model, not a curated record